AUGCAGCGGAAGCGUAACAGCAAGAUUCCAAGCGGGCAAGGGGUCGAUGUCGCACUCUCGAAAGCCUGCUUCACGACGCCCUUGCACCUCGCCACGAAGGGCGGGCACUGCGAUACCGUCCAGUGGCUCCUGGGGCAGCACUCCGUCGAUAUGGAAGUGCCGGCGAGGUUUUUGUGUCCGGCGGUGGUUUCAGCGGUCCAAUCCGCCGCGUUUUCCGGCAACAAGCCCACCAUCACGAAGCUCGUACAGCGCAUGGGUGUGGACAUCAACAAAAGAGUGGAAGAAGGCGGUGCGACGCCGCUCUACUAUGCUUUAGCGGCAUAUAAUGCGCAAUCGGUGGCUCUCUUGCGAAGCCUCGGGGCGAAGCCGGAGCAGUCCUUCGUGUCGGACGUGUGUAAUGUGAAUUACGAAAACGCACUCGAACUCGUUCUGGCCAUUGAGAAGACCGAUCCUAUCACCAACAUUUUCUAA
Messenger RNA from Colletotrichum godetiae, 471 nucleotides. RefSeq lists its product as uncharacterized. NCBI's taxonomy places the organism in Eukaryota, Fungi, Ascomycota, Sordariomycetes, Glomerellales, Glomerellaceae. Bases 1 to 471 code for a protein of 156 amino acids. The record is from RefSeq and is a predicted model, not a curated record. Gene Ontology annotation, molecular function: protein binding. The transcript is spliced from 2 exons.